GCCUAUCAGCUGUUCCCUCAACGGCACGCACUCACGUAUUUUUCGAAUCCAAAGACCUUUUGUAAAAAUUCCCUUAAAAUUAAGUAGAUUAAAGUUAGCCCGAUAGAACACACCCGGAAAAAUGAGUGAAAUCAGUGCCUCUGAAAAGCUGGAGUACGUGAAAUCCAAGAUUGGCAAAUAUCCAGACUUUCCAAAAGCGGGCAUAGUGUUCCGCGACAUUUUCGGAGCCCUCACCGAUGCCAAGGCCUGCGCUUAUCUGAGGGAUUUACUGGUGGAUCACAUCAGGGAAAGCGCUCCCGAGGCUGAAAUCAUUGUGGGCCUGGACUCACGGGGCUUUCUCUUCAAUCUGCUGAUAGCCACCGAACUGGGAGUGGGAUGUGCCCCCAUUCGCAAGAAGGGCAAGCUAGCGGGCGAGGUGGUUUCCGUGGAAUACAAACUGGAGUACGGUAGUGACACCUUCGAGAUCCAGCGCUCUGCUAUUAAGCCCGGGCAGAAGGUGGUCAUUGUGGAUGAUCUUCUUGCCACCGGUGGUUCCCUGGUGGCCGCAUCUGAGCUAAUCCGCAAUGUCGGUGGCAUUAUUGUCGAAAGUCUGGUGGUUAUGGAGCUCGUCGACCUGGAGGGUCGCAAGAGGCUGGAUGGAAAAGUGCAUUCCCUGAUAAAGUACUGAGAGUUAAUCAAAAUGUGGCAAAAGGCCCUCUACAUAUGCAUUUACCUGUUACCUCUGAAAGCAACUUUUCAUUUAGCAAAUUUUCAUACCAACUGUAAAAUGUUAACAUUUUGUAAAUCAAAAAAUUAUUUUUAUAAAGCUAUAGAUUUGAAUUU
Drosophila kikkawai is the source of this 822-nucleotide messenger RNA. It is a transcript of the gene Aprt, whose product is annotated as adenine phosphoribosyltransferase. The record is from RefSeq and is a predicted model, not a curated record. NCBI's taxonomy places the organism in Eukaryota, Metazoa, Arthropoda, Insecta, Diptera, Drosophilidae. Gene Ontology annotation, biological process: adenine salvage; AMP salvage. Gene Ontology annotation, molecular function: adenine phosphoribosyltransferase activity; adenine binding; AMP binding. Gene Ontology annotation, cellular component: cytoplasm.